GUGUUCCCUCCCAUUUAAAGUCAAACACUCUUUGUUCCUUUGUGGAUAAUAGCUUAUAUCAAAUUGAUCCAAAACAACCCAAGCAAGAAACCAACCAUGUCAAACUCAAAGACUCACAUUUUCAUAUUCCCAUACCCAGCACAAGGCCACAUGCUUCCACUCCUUGACUUAACCCACCAAUUAGCCCUUCAAUCCACCUUCACCAUAACAAUCAUCGUCACUCCUAAAAACCUCCCCAUCUUAACCCCUCUUUUGUCAACACACCCAAACACAAUCAAAACACUAAUCUUCCCAUUCCCUUCACACCCCAAAAUACCCUCAGAUGUUGAAAAUCUCCGUGAAAUCGGAAACCCCGGAAACUAUCCUUUCAUUAACGCACUUUCCAAUCUUCAAAACCCAAUAAUCCAGUGGUUUAACAUCCACCAUAAUCCCCCUGUUGCUCUCAUAUCCGAUUUCUUCCUUGGCUGGACUCAACAACUAGCUACUCAACUUAAUAUUCCCAGAAUCGCUUUUUACUCAUCUGGGGCUUUUUUAACCGCGGUAAUUAACCGUUGCUGGAGAAACCCACUUUUCUUUCAGUCACAGGAGGUUGUUGAGUUCAAUGAAAUUCACGGAACGCCGUCGUUUAAGCGUGAUCAUCUUCCUAGCUUAUUUCGUCGUUACGUCGAAUCGGAUCCUGAGUCGGAGUUUGUAAAAGAGAGUUUCAUUUCCAAUGAUGAAAGCUGGGGAUUUGUUAUCAAUACGUUUAGCGCGUUGGAAGGUGGUUAUUUGGAUAAUAUUGAAGGUCAAUUCGGUAAUAGAAGACUUUUUGCUGUUGGACCGUUAGGGUAUGAUCGGGUCGGGUCUGACUUGGAAGAUGGAUCCGACGUGUUACGGUGGUUGGACCGGUGGGAUGAGGAUGGGUCAGUGUUGUAUGUUUGUUUUGGGAGUCAGAAGUUAAUGAGAAGGGAUCAAAUGGAGGCAUUGGCAUUCGGGUUGGAAAGAUCCGGGAUCCGAUUUGUUUGGGUGGUGAAGGUUCCGUCGACGGUGGAGCAAAUAGAGGAAGGUUAUGGAUUGGUGCCGGAGGGGUUUGAGGAUUGGGUUUCGGGUAGGGGGAUUGUGGUGAAGGGUUGGGUCCCACAGAUAGCGAUAUUAGGUCAUCGGGUUGUGGGUGGGUUUUUGAGUCAUUGCGGGUGGAAUUCGGUGUUGGAAGCCGUGGUUGCCGGGGUUGGGAUUCUUGGAUGGCCAAUGGAGGCUGAUCAGUUUGUGAAUGCAAAGCUGUUGGUGGAGGAUAUGGGAGUUGCGGUCAGAGUUUGCGAGGGAAUGGAUACGGUGCCUGACCCGAAUAAGUUGGGUCGGGUGAUAUCAAGUAUUAUGAGUGGGGAUAGUCCACAAAAGAAAAGAGCUAAGUUGAUGAAAGAGGAAGCUCUUAGGGCUGUGAGUAAGGAUGGUGUUUCCUCUAAAGAGUUGAAUGAACUUGUCCAUGCUUUGCAGCAACUUGGUGUUAAAGAAAGAUCAUAGUGUGAUAUAGAGUCAAAUGUUGUGAAAUUCAUUUGUAAUUCAGGGCAUCUAUUGUAUCAACAAUAUCAAAAUAUAGGCUUUAGGUUGCAAAAUAUUUCUAUUGUAUCAGCAAUAUGAAAAUAUACUAUCGGUGUCGGAUACACAUCGGAUACCAAUUCUUCGUCAUUUUUGGAGUAUUGGGGUUUCACAGGAAUAGACUUUAGUUUGCAAAAUAUGAGAUGCAUUUUUUUGUAACCUGUAGUUCUUGCACUAUAUGCAUUUUUUUAUAACUUGUUAUGUUUAAAGUUAAAA
Medicago truncatula (barrel medic) is the source of this 1791-nucleotide messenger RNA. RefSeq names its product UDP-glycosyltransferase 89A2. Lineage: Eukaryota; Viridiplantae; Streptophyta; Magnoliopsida; Fabales; Fabaceae. Gene Ontology annotation, molecular function: UDP-glucosyltransferase activity. The record is from RefSeq and is a predicted model, not a curated record. The transcript has a single exon. The coding region runs from base 97 to 1500 and encodes 467 amino acids.